Messenger RNA from Rodentolepis nana, 549 nucleotides. Lineage: Eukaryota; Metazoa; Platyhelminthes; Cestoda; Cyclophyllidea; Hymenolepididae. The record is from the annotation of a GenBank genome assembly.
AUGGAGGGUAUGGGUAGGUAUAAACUUCCAUCAGGGAACAUGUACGAGGGAGAAAUGAAAGACGGAAUGUAUCAUGGUAAUGGUAAAAUAAUAUUUCCAGAUGGUGGAAUAUACAGUGGCACAUUUUCAAAUGGAUAUCCUGUUUCGGGAAUUUACCGAUUUCCCGAUGGGUUAGUAUUUUCAGAAAAUAAUUGGCAAUAUUGCGAUGGCUACGAUCGUCGAUUUGAAACAGAAAUCAAGCAUGGUCUUAACGCUCCAGGUGAAGAAAAGCUUACUGAUGGGCCAACAAUGCAAAUACCACCCACAUUUUAUGAUGUUGGAGAUGGGUUCUAUGAUCCUGAAAACCGCAUCGUAUUUGACUAUAAGAUGCGGUUUUUAAGAAAUGCCGAUGUCAGUGAACACGAGUGGAAUAUUAAAUACGGACGAAAAGGUUGGGAUGAGUUUACGAAUGGUCAGCCGAAUUCCUGUAGACCUGAGCUAUCUGAUCCCCGUUUAAAUGAUGGAGAAUGGAUAAAGUAUUUUAUUUUUCGUAGUGUCAUAUUACUUUAG